AUGCCACCGAUAGACCCCGAUAGACCCAAAAUGCCUACAUUGCCAGCGAGAGGGGCGAAAAUUUUAGUCGAGGGCAAUGCGCAUAAAGCCGUUCGUAAUCGCGAGUCGGGAACAGACAAUUUUCAUCACGGACGACAGGUUGAACGAUGCUCGACACAAGCCGUUGUGGCAGUGCAACACCACGUCAAUACUUUUGGGUUUGUCAUUCUCGAAUCAUUCUUGAAAAAUUAA
This is a messenger RNA of Botrytis sinoallii, 231 nucleotides long. RefSeq lists its product as uncharacterized. Lineage: Eukaryota; Fungi; Ascomycota; Leotiomycetes; Helotiales; Sclerotiniaceae. Bases 1 to 231 code for a protein of 76 amino acids. The transcript is spliced from 2 exons. The record is from RefSeq and is a predicted model, not a curated record.